UUUGUUAAAGACCUGUGGUUUGUUUUUUCAUCGCGAUUUUAUGUUUGCUGGAUAAUCGUCGAAGGUAAAAUUAUCAUGGAGGAGAAAAAAAGGCAAGAGGAGCAUGCCGUUGGUCCUGAAGCCCCUCGCACAUGUAAAGAAAAUUUGCUGCGUAUCCUUAAAGGACUGUUCUUUUGUGUUGUGGUAUUUUUCGUGGUAUUUUUCGUGUAUCGCCAUGCAACGCUUGAGUGUGAGAACGCGCAAUUGUCAAAAACAUCGCUGAAGACAGAAAGGGAGAACGCGCGGUUGUCUGAAAGGCUACUGGAGGUGGAGAGAAAGCUGCAAGAACUGGACAAAAUGGUACAAACUCUGUGGAACGAGGAGGAACAUUACGCUGACGAUGUACUUGUGCAGAGUAAUAAGGUGGACGGCAUGGAUGGAAUGACAGUCUUCAAAAGAAUGAAACGAGAAACAUGGCAAGAAGAAGAGAAAGGUGGCCGUCCUAACGUUGACGAGAAAUCUGAACUUCACAGGGAUGUGAUAGCGGUACAUGUUGAGGGGCGCGCAGACGGGCAGACGUCAUGCGAUGUAGCAAAUAGCUUCCAGAUUGAAGAGGGGCAUGACAUCAUAACCAAGUGGCACCCCCUCCGCUAUCCGGAUGAGGGAUUUACGCUAGAAGACGGAAUCCUCACGGUGGAAAAGACAGGUCUCUACUUCAUCUAUAGUCAGAUACUUUACUUGGAGGAUCCUGAUGCUGACCUGGCGACAACGCAUUCCGUCGUCGUGAACGAGGAAGAAGUUUUUCUGACCUGUAUGAACUCCAUGGUGGGCGUCCCACCGUGGCACACAUGUUACACGGCAGGUGUCCGUGCACUAGAGGCUAACAGUGCUAUCCACAUAAGCAUGAAAUGCGAUGGCUGCUGCAUUUCUUUGAGCAGCGAUGCCACAUUCUUCGGUGCCAUUUUGCUCAAGGAAUACGAAGAGGCUCCAUUGCCGAUGAAAUUUCAAUUUACGGACAUAUUUUUUCCGAAUGAAUCAAGAGAUUAAGCGUGAAGUCAAAUAGUUGACAAAUUUGAAUGAUGCCCUUUUGCUGUUUUCGAAGCGGUGACGGGAUGCAUUUCUCAGUUUGUCUUUUCAUAGAAGGUGAAAUGUUCCAAUGUUACCAGCCAAGAAAAAGCAAUGAGACUACAACCGAAUUCAAUCGGCUAUGUCGAAAAUGUUUCAAAAGAGAUAUUUGGUAAAAGUUGUAUAAGAAAUAAGUGACAUGAAUGACAUGCCAACUUGGAUGAAAAUACAAGUUACAACACUGCCAUGUACAAACUGCCACCUUCACAUAUCUAAUAUAUGAUCGCGUAACCCAAGGCGACUCUAAGCUUUUACUGUGGCAACGUAAAUAUGCAGCAGCGGCUAUUUACAUUGUCAAUUAUUAGGCAACAUAUUGCCUAGCAGGUUUAACGCGCAACUGUUAAGUGUAAUUUCAAUGGUGAGAUACGAUCUUGUUUUUCAUAAGAGAGAUAUUUGCUUUUUACAGAUGAUUGCCACUAAUGGUGCUUAGUUUGUCUUUGCGUCAAAAUAUUUGAAUAGUACGAAAUGUAUCAAGAUAUGUGAUGAUAUCAGUUGGUGAACUAAUGCUCUCGCUUUGAAGUUAGUAAACGAAGCCUUAUCUCAUUUAUCUUUAAUUUGCACGUAUGUGUGUUUCUUAGCGUUGUUUACUUCAUGAUAUUCAAAAGUACCUUUUUACUAUGUUUCUGAACAAUUCAAUGCCAACCAACGAUCACAAUUAUAACACCAAUGCAAUUAGAGUAAUAAUGUAAUAGUGUAAGUAACAAUAUCAAGACAUUAUGCAAACAAAUAA
Messenger RNA from Branchiostoma belcheri (Belcher's lancelet), 1834 nucleotides. RefSeq lists its product as uncharacterized. Gene Ontology annotation, molecular function: receptor ligand activity; tumor necrosis factor receptor binding. Gene Ontology annotation, cellular component: membrane. NCBI's taxonomy places the organism in Eukaryota, Metazoa, Chordata, Leptocardii, Amphioxiformes, Branchiostomatidae. The coding region runs from base 76 to 1026 and encodes 316 amino acids. The transcript is spliced from 7 exons. The record is from RefSeq and is a predicted model, not a curated record. Gene Ontology annotation, biological process: immune response.